This is a messenger RNA of Bactrocera neohumeralis, 3999 nucleotides long. Its product is annotated as cadherin-86C-like. NCBI's taxonomy places the organism in Eukaryota, Metazoa, Arthropoda, Insecta, Diptera, Tephritidae. The transcript has a single exon. Bases 1 to 2607 code for a protein of 868 amino acids. The record is from RefSeq and is a predicted model, not a curated record.
AUGAAUACCAAUUUAUAUUAUAGGAACAACCGCACAACCAAAGACGAUGUAUUUUAUAAUUCUAGAACCAACUUAAUAAAUGACAAAGACGUUUAUAUAGAAGAUAUAGGAGAUGAGCGGCAACUAACAAUAACAGAACAAGAUCACUUUCAGCGAAGCAAAGAAGUACAAAAAGCAUCAAAGCAUCGCCAAGGAAUUGACAACGAAAUCAAACAAGUUGAUGAAGAUUCUGUACGUCGCCAUGAAAUUGCACGCGGCAGUGAUAUCGAAUAUAACAUAGCUCGAAGCAGUUUAAGAAAUAAACGGGAAUUUUUCAUCAAAGACGGAAAUAUUGAAAUACUGCAACUCAUGACCAGAGACAGAAGUGAUGAGGAUGUUGCAGAAGUUGAUGAUGAAAAUAACAUUUAUGUAAAUUUGCCAAUGAAAUCAACGACUGUCUCUCAGCCGCAAUUGGUAAUGUUGGAUAAUAGUGGAAAAGAAAUUCUAAUGCGCCGUUUUAUUGAGGAACAGCCUGAUGGUAAACAAAUAAUACGUGAGCAUUACCAAAUAGUUCCUGGUGCCACUUAUAUACAGUCUAUGCCAAAUGAAAUUGACCACAACCACUCCAUUUUGAAGGGAGAAACAUUCGCUACCUGCAAAUCGGGUCCGAAUAGUAUAGUUUAUUCACAAACCGAGCCUGAAGUAAAGGUAAUACAUACACAGCCUACUCAAGGUGCGAUGCAGUUGCAAACUGAGGGUUUCAUAAGUCACAUCCAGCCAUCAAUAUCAAAUCAAUCAUUAACACAAGAGCUUGAAUAUUCUUUAAAGCAACAAAAUAUACUACUGCGUCAAAUAUUAAUGGAAAAAGAAAAAAUAGAAGCCAACGGUGCACAACCAGAAGUUGUAUUAGAAACACAAAGCCUUCCCGGUCACUCUGUGGCGAUUGCAACACAAACGGAAUGUGAGGUGUGUACACAGACAGACAAUAAUAUUGAGUUUCCUGAAAAAACUUCUGUAUAUGUGCAAGGAAGGCCAACACGACCCAAAGCUCGCAGUGAAAAUGACGAUUCCUUGACCGAAGAUGAAUAUGAGUAUGUACAAUUUAGUCCUCCAGAAAGUACAGUAGAUCGAUUCUGGAUAAAACGUAAAAAACAAAAAAGGCGUAGUAAAUAUCGCAAUAGUAUACAUCCAAGAAAGAGAAUUGUUAUGGUAGAAGAAAUUAAAAGAAAAAUACGUACGCCCAUUAAGGAGGAAGAUGAUGAGGUAUUCGAGUCGAAUAAACGUAUUCCACCCAAAAAACCUCUACGUAAACAUGCUGAAACAAAAAGCUGUGUUCUUAGAGGUAAGAACUAUAUAGAAAGACAGAAUAAUAGUAAUUCAAUACAACGAAAAAGUCCCACAGUGAGUCCCGAAAUUUUAAUAAUGGCUGACUCCAUAGGUGAUAGAAGUAGAACUCCAGAUCAUUAUCGAACAAUGAGAGUUGACGAGAUUGAAUACUAUUCAACAGACAACAACAGAGUAGAUAACUGCGACUAUAAUAAUGAAAAUGAUUAUUCCAAUGAUUCUGAAGCUGAAGAAAUUAUUGUUAAAAGAAAUAUAUUAACACCCCAUCAUCCGGAACAAAAACUUUCUGAUAUAGAUAUUAAUGAUAAAAAUUUCUGUAAAAUACACUUAAAAGACGAGCGAUCUACGCAUAAAAUGCCGGAAGCCAAUGCCAGAGAGUCACGUAGGCCAACGUUAAAAGGACGUCAUCGGUCGCAAAGUUCAUCGGAAAUUCCACACCGUCGAAUGGAUAAUGAAAAACAUAUGUCUUCAUUGACCAAGACAAAUCAUGCAGCUAAAGAGCGUGUAUAUCAAAGUGCAACCAAUUUGAAUCAUCAGAACGAUCGAUAUGAUGACGGGAAAAAUCCUGAUAAAUCUGUUCCAAAAUACAUGGAAUGGUAUUAUAGCAAAUCAAAAAAUUUAAAUACCAAGCCUGGGUCCGAUACUUUCACAUUGACAGUUUCAAAAAGAAAAAGAAGUUUGACGAAAACACGUUUAAGUUCAAAUACCGAUUCUAUUCCUUCUGAAGAUGGAAAAAGUAGACCCGAAAUUGCACCAAGAAAAUCUCCUCAAAAAAAUACCAGACUCUUGAAAGAAGAUAUUGUAAUGAAUAAACAGCAUAAUCCUAAAAUUGAGGCUGAUUCUAGCCACCCACUUUUACAACAUUCAGAGCAUAGAUUUGAGCGCGAAAACGCUCCGGAGGUCCCUUUACCACCAACAAAAUUACCACAUUACAUGUAUCCCGAGACACCGCCAUUUGUUGUUUCUAAGAUGGCGAAAGUAAAAUCUAAACCGUCGCCUAUUAAAGAAAAUGAAGUCAAAGUUACAACAUCCAAAAUUAAGCCAAAUCCAAAUUCUACCCACUCGAAUCCAAAUAUAAGUACGCACCAACUCUCUCAAAAACAACUUAAUGUAUCUACAUUAGAAGAUGAUCACGAUUCCGGAAUUGCAAUGAAUUCGCUGCUUAAUAAUACGGGUCGGAGAAAUCCCAUCGCAGAUAAAAAAAGUGUAUUUUCAAUUGCAUACGAUGAUGUUAGCCGAGUGAAGAAAAUUACAUCGGGAGGAGAAUCACCACAAUAUUCAUAGAAAUAGCGGAUGAUCUCAAAAAUGGUAGACAAGUAUUUAUAUAGGAAAAUUUAAAUUAACUCGGUACUACUGCAUAUGUGAUACUCUCCGUUUCUCAUUUUACGUAUGCCAUACUUAAAAUGCAAUAAAGUAAUCAUUUAUGGUUUAACUCGUUAAUGUAUGAUGCUGAAAUUUUGAAAGCAAAAAUUGUUUUUUCUUUAUUGCUCACUUCUUUUUGAUACUCAACUUUUUACGUUCCUAUGGUCAAUGAAAAUGGUGACAAACCCAACAUUAAUUAAUAAAAUUAAAUACCCAAAUGCAUAAUUUGAUUAGUGUAUAUACUUAUAAUUUUAAAUUUAACACUUGCAUAUACUAAAUACCAUACAUAAAAUAUUUUUAAAGAAAAGAGAUUACAAAUAUGUGCAUUUGCAAACCUGCUCUCGAUAUUUAUUGUAAAUAGUAAAAACUGCAAUAUGAUCCUUACAAGAAAACUCUAUUUAUUUAUAGAUUCAUAAAACGGAAGUUUAACUUUUAUAAAUUAUGAUUGGAAAUGAUAUUUAGAACACAAUAUUAUUAUUGUAAAUUAACAUGUUGUACUAUCUCUAAACAAAUAUACUAUAUAUACAUAGGUAGUGCAUUUAGAGAUAAAUAUGUGAGUACACUCUAUUAAGGGAAUAUACUUAUAUAAUGUUUGAAUUAUGGCUAAUAAAAUGGAUCAAUCCGAGAACACGUUAUAAACGCAUUUACAUAUAGUAUUACUAUAUGAUCAGUAUUUACGAAAAGCAGUUGUAUACUUGGAAGUAAAAAUAAAUAAGUUGUAAGAUUAAGUUAAGAAAUAUAUAUAUACAUUAUCGAUACAAGUAUAUAUACGUACACACAUAUUACGUAAAAGCUUGUAUACUAGUUCUAAGCUCUUAAUAUCAGUUAUUCUUUCAAGAAUAUAUAAACAUUUUUUUUUAAUAUUUUUUUCGUUCGUAAAUGUAUCAUUCAUAAAAAACAUAUUGUAAGCCUUUUUGAAGGUAUGUGCGAUUGUAUAUUCUGGUCACAAAAUUUCGAAUUUGAAAAAGAAGACACCGCAAAUAUUCAAAAAUUCUUUUAUACGUAUCCACCAUGUUGAAAUGUCUACAAUUUUAACGAAGUGUGUUGGAUAUAAAUUCUUUCAUUAUUAUUUUAAUGAAAUAAAAACUAUUUUAGAUAAAUCUAUGAAUAAUUUACAUAUAUAUUGCACAUUUAUCUAAUUAAAAGUUAAAUGAUAAUUGUCCAUUACUAACGAUCUGAUAGAAAGAUACUCCUUAAUAUUUAUAGUAUUGAAGUGUACAAGGUUCUUUGUAUAAUAUAUAAAUCCUGCCAUACCAUCUUGUCAGACGUAUUAACACAAAAAUAAAAAAGAUUAUAAAUAUCAUCACCAAUAAA